AUGACGGAUCAGCAAGUUGUAUUCAUGAACCCCCAAAAUGAAAAUUUGGAUCAUUUAUACGAUUUGAUCCAUCAAAUAUGUCGUCAGAUGGAUGAGAAUAAGCAAAAAAGGGCAAGGUUGUUAAGAGAUGUUGAUGUACUUGCGAAUCAACUGAACGCAAGAUCUGGUAACGAAAACAUUGGUGAUGCAAAUAUCCCAGUUAUAAGUGACUUCAUUGCUCGUAGAGAUCAUACUGCUGCGAGCACAAUUGGAGUGGAGAGUACUCGAAUUGGCAUGUUGAGGAAGCAAAACGAUAUACUCCGAAAAAUGCUGAGGAAUAAAUGUCUGGUGAACAAUGAAACCCUUAAUCUGUUGAAGAUUCAUGAGGAGUAUCUAUCAGACGCCGUGACCUUAUUACGACAAGAUGUGCUCUCCUAUCGCCAAGACUUGGUGCAGCGGUGUAGAUCAUUAUACGAAGAUGGUUUAAUACCUUUAGAAGAUCGCGAGUUCGAUGAAUAUUUACUCAAUGUAAUGAAUAUUCAAGAGCUUCUUGAUUUAUCAAGUGCGUUUAGGGCUCUCUUAAGGGAAACGUAA
Lachancea fermentati is the source of this 573-nucleotide messenger RNA. The record is from the annotation of a GenBank genome assembly. NCBI's taxonomy places the organism in Eukaryota, Fungi, Ascomycota, Saccharomycetes, Saccharomycetales, Saccharomycetaceae.